CUCGGCCCUCCCGGGUCUCCGCGCCGGGAAGCCGCUCCGAGCCGGGGCUUGCCCGGGCCCGGGAGCCACUUACAGCGGCCCGGCAAAGGCUCGGAUGCAAAAGUUGUUUGGUGGCGGCUGCUACGAGCUGAGGACUGGAGUCGCCCCAGAGGGGUGUGUGAGGAUUGUGCCUAUGAUUGGGGAGCCGUUUCUCAGUGCCUGGCUCUUCAUGGCUGGCCAGCAUGUGGAGCACUCUGUUCAUCUGUACAUAUAGGUGUUGUUGCUAAUGAGCUCUCUCUCUCCUCCCCUCUUACAAUGAAAGACAAGUCAGACCCCAGGCUGGAGGGUUGUUUUGCAGUGGUGUUGCACACGUCACCCAUUAAGAGCCCUUUAAAGACCUGGAUUGAUUGGAAGGACAAAAAUUAAAAGCAAUCUGAUCUGGCCUCAUGCAGGAUCCCUGCGGAUUUUCUCCUUAUCCCAUUUCCAUCCACUGUCACAAUUUGAGAGUCUGCCUGAUUUGAUCAGCUUCACCUCCGGGGGAGGUGUGAUGUCAAGGUUAGGAGGACGUGAAGUUAUGGGCAACUUUCUGAGCUGUCCAUCAGCAGUCUGAGAAACGCUGGCUCUGAAUUUUCCGUGCCGGCCUUUUGGAAACAACAAGUUCCUCGCUGUUUGCAAAGCUUCAGUGCUCGGGUCCCUGGGACACCCCGGCCACCCUCGCCUGGUAGAUGUGGCAUUUCCAUGCUGAGGCCGCGAGUCCCGCCUGACCCCGUCGCUGCCUCUCCAGGGCUUCUCUGGGCCGCGCCCCUGCAGACUGCGCAGCCAUGCUGCACCUGCUGGCGCUCUUCCUGCACUGCCUCCCUCUGGCCUCUGGGGACUACGACAUCUGCAAAUCCUGGGUGACCACAGAUGAGGGCCCCACCUGGGAGUUCUACGCCUGCCAGCCCAAGGUGAUGCGCCUGAAGGACUACGUCAAGGUGAAGGUGGAGCCCUCGGGCAUCACGUGUGGAGACCCCCCGGAGAGGUUCUGCUCCCAUGAGAAUCCCUACCUAUGCAGCAACGAGUGCGACGCCUCCAACCCGGACCUGGCCCACCCGCCCAGGCUCAUGUUCGACAACGAGGAGGAGGGCCUGGCCACCUACUGGCAGAGCAUCACCUGGAGCCGCUACCCCAGCCCGCUGGAAGCCAACAUCACCCUUUCGUGGAACAAGACCGUGGAGCUGACCGACGACGUGGUGAUGACCUUCGAGUACGGCCGGCCCACGGUCAUGGUCCUGGAGAAGUCCCUGGACAACGGGCGCACGUGGCAGCCCUACCAGUUCUACGCCGAGGACUGCAUGGAGGCCUUCGGCAUGUCCGCCCGCCGGGCGCGUGACAUGUCGUCCUCCAGCGCGCACCGCGUGCUCUGCACCGAGGAGUACUCGCGCUGGGCGGGCUCCAAGAAGGAGAAGCACGUGCGCUUCGAGGUGCGGGACCGCUUCGCCAUCUUUGCCGGCCCCGACCUGCGCAACAUGGACAACCUCUACACGCGGCUGGAGAGCGCCAAGGGCCUCAAGGAGUUCUUCACCCUCACCGAUCUGCGCAUGCGGCUGCUGCGCCCGGCACUGGGCGGCACCUAUGUGCAGCGGGAGAACCUCUACAAGUACUUCUACGCCAUCUCCAACAUCGAGGUCAUUGGCAGGUGCAAGUGCAACCUGCAUGCCAACCUGUGCUCCAUGCGCGAGGGCAGCCUGCAGUGCGAGUGCGAGCACAACACCACCGGCCCCGACUGCGGCAAGUGCAAGAAGAAUUUCCGCACCCGGUCCUGGCGGGCCGGCUCCUACCUGCCACUGCCCCACGGCUCUCCCAACGCCUGUGCCGCUGCAGGUUCCUUUGGCAGCAUCAGCAGGUCCCAGAAAGACCCCAACCCCAAAGGCCCUGUGGCCACUGCGGCCACCACAGCCAUGAAAGGGGCCCCUACUACUCCUGUCCCCUCCACGUCCACUGCCUGGGCCCCCACGGCUCCCAGCACCCCACAGCCCACAGAGUGGACCAGGCCAUCUACGGCUGCCCCUCUCUCGAGCAGGUGGUCCCAGGUGGCCGCCCGUGCAGAAGCUGUGGGCACCCCUGCCGCUGCCCCUGCCCCUGCCAAGGGCUACAGACUUUUCCAGCUCAAGCCCAAAUCUCCUCAAGUGAUGCCUAUUGAAGAAUUCCAAGACUGCGAAUGCUACGGUCACUCCAACCGCUGCAGCUACAUUGACUUCCUGAAUGUGGUGACCUGUGUCAGCUGCAAGCACAACACUCGAGGUCAGCACUGCCAACACUGCCGGCUGGGCUACUACCGCAACGGCUCGGCAGAGCUGGACGAUGAGAACGUCUGCAUUGAGUGUAACUGCAACCAGAUAGGCUCCGUGCACGACCGGUGCAACGAGACCGGCUUCUGCGAGUGCCGCGAGGGCGCGGCGGGCCCCAAGUGCGACGACUGCCUCCCCACGCACUACUGGCGCCAAGGCUGCUACCCCAACGUGUGCGACGACGACCAGCUGCUGUGCCAGAACGGAGGCACCUGCCUGCAGAACCAGCGCUGCGCCUGCCCGCGCGGCUACACCGGCGUGCGCUGCGAGCAGCCCCGCUGCGACCCCGCCGACGAUGACGGCGGUCUGGACUGCGACCGCGCACCCGGGGCCGCCCCGCGCCCCGCCACCCUGCUCGGCUGCCUGCUGCUGCUGGGGCUGGCCGCCUGCCUGGACCGCUGAGCCCCGCCCGGGGGACGCUGCCUGCACCCGGAGGCCGGAGGUCCCGGGGUCCCGGGAUCCCGGGGCGGGGCCGGCGUCCGAGGCCGGGCGGCGAGAAGGGUGCGGCCGGAGCUGCUCCCAGGUGCUACUUAGCAGGGCCCCCCGCCCGGCCCGCGCUCCCGCCCGCACUGCCCUCCCCCCGCAGCAGGGGCGCCUUGGGACUCCGGUCCCGGCGCCUGCGAUUUGGUUUCGUUUUUCUUUUGUAUUAUCCGCCGCCCAGUCCCUUUUUUGUCUUUCUGUCUCUUUUUUUUUUUUUUUUUCUGGCGGUGAGCCAGAGGGUCGGGAGAAACGCUGCUCGCCCCACACCCCGUCCUGCCUCCCACCACACUUGCACACACGGGACUGUGGCCGACGGCCCCUGGCCUGUGCCAGGCUCACGGGCGGCCGCGGACCCCGACCUCCAGUUGCCUACAGUUCCAGUCGCUGACUUGGUCCUUUUUUCUAUCGUUUAUUUUUCCUGCAACCCACCAGACCCCAGGCCUCACCGGAGGCCCGGUGACCGCGGAACUCACCGUCUGGGGGAGGAGGAGAGAAGGAAGGGGUGGGGGUCCUGGAAACUUCGUUCUGUAGAGAACUAUUUUUGUUUGUAUUCACUGUCCCCUGUAGGGGGGACGGGGCGGGAGCGCUGGUCACCGCGGGGGCCGAUGGUGGAGAAUCUGAGGAGUAAAGAGUUUGCUCACUGCUGCCUCCACGGCCUGUUUUCUUUCUGUGUUGGGGACGCUGGGCAGGUUUGGGGCGUAGAGAGGAAUCCACAACAGAGCCUUAAAGAAACGGUUUCCCCAUUGGGGCCACCAUUUCCCUGGGCCUUUCUGUGGAUUCCAACAGGCAGUCCCCCCCCCCUGCAGGCUUGGCUGGCAGAGUUCUCCACCCCGCGGCCAGGCUGCAGGUGCCCCACCUGUUAGGAGCCUCCCCACACUGAGAGGCUGUCUCCCUCCUUUCCCAAAAAAGAAAUCCGGAGUGUAUUGGCCCUUUUCUACAGAAGUCCAGGGGAAAUGACUCAGGGAGAAUCCUAGUAGAGGUUGAAUCCAAUGCUCUGAUUUAUACUCUGUCUCGAUGGCUACCUCCGAUGGAUGUGUCAUCUCAGACCUGUUGCAGCCGGAGUCUCAAGUCCAGUAUCAGAUGAAGGUGAACCCACAAUUUGGCCACCACCUCCUUCCAGAGUUUCAGAUGGCCAGGUGGGCAGAGGCGGGAAGUGCAGAGACCCCAGGCGUGCCGGCCCUGUCCUCCCUACCUUCUCAAGAUUAGGGAGGGAUGCUGGAGGGGACGGGGCAGCUUGGGAGUGAUGAGAGGAAGCUCCUAGAUUCGGGGCUCAUCCCCUGGGGCCUCUGCUUCGGAGGAUCCAGCAGUUCUCCCAGCCCCGAUUGGUGUCUCCAGCCCUGGGGCCACACUUCCCCCUCGGUCCAGCCUACUGUCCACCUAUGUUUAUUUCAGAGCAGUCCCGGGGGUCCGGUCCUGGUUGCUAACUGCUCCCACUGCUCCACCUGCAGGUGCUCCCAGCACUGGCUUCUGCCACCACACCUGUUCUUUCCUGGCUGCGAGGUUUAGACCUGGGUCCUUCCCUUGAGUCACCAAAGCUAAGCUAAGACCAAGUGGAACAAACUUGGCUUUGGGGACAGCAGGAGAUUACAACACAGAAAAGGAGGGGGAGGUACAACGGGACACUGCAUAGGACUCACAGCGUCCCGAGCCCACACACCAGCCCCUCCUGGCCUCCUCUCUCUGCUCCCACCCCCAGCACCCUGCUGACCCGGAAGUGCCUUCUGCCAGGCCCUGCAUCCUCCUGCAGCUGGCCCAUCUCUACCCUCACGUUCUUCCUUAUGCACAGAACCCCACUGCCUGGGACCCAAAGCGCCCAGAUAAAAUAAAACACCUCUGUGGGGCUUCUUGUGGAUAGGAGUGGCCAGGGGACGCAGCUCUGGGCAGUGAGAUGUAAGCAGGAGUGAUGGGUGGGCUUCCAGAAAGUUCUUAAAAGUCAUCCCUUCCUCCACGCCCCACAAAGCCUCAGCUGUCCAAGUUUGUGGCUCUGGUUUUUCUCUCUCAUCCCUCCCUCUGCUCUUCACUCAGCAGGAUGGGGAAGGAGCCUUCCUGAGACACUGAGCAUAAGAGUGUCAUCCUCGGGACAGUGAAGGGUGGAGCUGGGGGUGGAAGUUGCAGAGCCUGGGACACCUGCCUUGGCUGCAACCUCUGCACUGCUUUUAUUUAUCUACUAAUUUUUAUAGAGUUGAGGUCUCACUGUGUUGCCCAGGCUGGUCUCAAACUCCUAGGCUCAAGUGAUCCUCCGGCCUCGGCCUCCCAAAGUGCUGAGAUUACAGGCGUGAGUCACCGCACCGCCUGCCUGUCUUACUGUGUGAGAAAAAAAAUAAACGUUGAUGUGAUUAAAACACUAGAA
Molecule: messenger RNA, 5139 nt
Organism: Nomascus leucogenys (northern white-cheeked gibbon)
Lineage: Eukaryota; Metazoa; Chordata; Mammalia; Primates; Hylobatidae
Gene: NTNG2
Product: netrin G2
Exons: 14
Coding region: 801-2711 (636 amino acids)
Source: RefSeq, a predicted model, not a curated record